CCGAGGAGGGUCCUCGGCUGAGCUCGCGGCCGCAGGGGAUUGUGGGCGCGCACUUCCUCCCUUCCUUCUCUCUUUCUUCUCGGCCCCGACGGCGGCAGCAUGGGUAAGUGCCGUGGUCUUCGUACUGCUAGAAAGCUCCGAAGCCACAGGAGAGACCAAAAGUGGCAUGACAAACAAUAUAAGAAAGCUCAUUUGGGCACUGCCUUAAAGGCCAACCCAUUUGGAGGAGCAUCUCACGCAAAAGGGAUUGUCUUGGAAAAAGUUGGUGUGGAAGCAAAGCAGCCCAAUUCUGCUAUCAGGAAGUGUGUGAGAGUCCAGCUGAUUAAGAACGGCAAAAAAAUCACUGCCUUUGUUCCCAAUGAUGGCUGCUUGAACUUUAUUGAGGAAAAUGAUGAAGUUUUGGUUGCUGGAUUUGGUCGAAAAGGUCAUGCUGUUGGUGAUAUUCCUGGAGUCCGGUUCAAGGUUGUAAAAGUUGCAAAUGUUUCUCUUCUGGCCUUGUACAAAGGCAAGAAGGAAAGACCAAGAUCAUAAAAAUUGUAUGAUUUCUUUGUCAUAGUAAAAAAUGUUCAUGUAACAAA
Messenger RNA from Phascolarctos cinereus (koala), 578 nucleotides. RefSeq names its product small ribosomal subunit protein uS12. NCBI's taxonomy places the organism in Eukaryota, Metazoa, Chordata, Mammalia, Diprotodontia, Phascolarctidae. Gene Ontology annotation, molecular function: structural constituent of ribosome. The record is from RefSeq and is a predicted model, not a curated record. Gene Ontology annotation, cellular component: ribosome; small ribosomal subunit. Gene Ontology annotation, biological process: translation.